Terrapene triunguis (Three-toed box turtle) is the source of this 2562-nucleotide messenger RNA. RefSeq names its product cadherin-15. Lineage: Eukaryota; Metazoa; Chordata; Testudines; Emydidae. The coding region runs from base 79 to 2529 and encodes 816 amino acids. The record is from RefSeq and is a predicted model, not a curated record. Gene Ontology annotation, molecular function: calcium ion binding; cadherin binding. Gene Ontology annotation, cellular component: catenin complex; plasma membrane; adherens junction. The transcript is spliced from 15 exons. Gene Ontology annotation, biological process: cell-cell junction assembly; calcium-dependent cell-cell adhesion; cell morphogenesis.
ACAAGAGAGUCGCUCCCACUCCGAGCCCUGCAGUCCCUGCCCGAGGCGCUGACACUGCCAGCCCGGGGACCGGCCGGGAUGGAAAGCCCCUGCCUUCUCACCUUCUGCCUCCUGGCGCCUCUCUGGGCUCAGAUAUGGACUGGCUACAGAGCUUGCUUAUGCACACCAGAUGUGUUCGUCACACGAUCCUUUGAUGCCCUGACAGGUGUGGCUAAGGGCAUCAACCUCUCCCAGGGGGAUGCUGGCCUCCCCGCCAGCCCCCUGGUCCUGUAUCCGUGGCGACAGCGAGCUGGGCCCAGCAGGGUGAAGAGGGCCUGGGUGAUCCCGCCCAUCAGCGUGUCCGAGAACCACAAGCGCAUCCCCCACCUCCUGGUGCAGAUCAAGUCGGAUAAGCAGCUGCCUGGGGGCGUCAUCUACAGCAUCAAGGGGCCGGGCGUGGACGAGCAGCCCCUGGGCAUCUUCUCCAUUGACAAGUUGAGCGGGAAGGUCUUCCUCAACACCAUGCUGGACCGGGAGAAGAACGACCGCUUCCGGUUGAGGGCCUUUGCCCUGGACCUGGGGGGCGCGACCCUGGAAGACCCCACUGACCUGGAGAUUGUUGUGGUGGACCAGAACGACAACCGGCCCCUGUUCCAGCAGGAGGUUUUCACGGGGCACGUGGUGGAGGGAGCCGUCCCAGGCACCUAUGUGCUGAAGGCAGAAGCCACAGACGCUGACGACCCCGACACGGACAACGCGGCCCUGCGAUACUCCAUCCUGGAGCAGGGCUCCGCCGGGCUCUUCAGCAUCAAUGAGACCACAGGCGAGAUCCGCACCGUGCAAGUGGGGCUGGACCGCGAGGUGGUGAGUGUGUAUAACCUGACUCUCCAAGUGGCCGACAUGUCGGGCGACGGCCUCGCCACCACAGCCACCGCCGUGAUCUACGUGGACGACAUCAACGACAACCCGCCCGAGUUCACCAAGCCGGAGUUCUCUGUGGAGGUGCUGGAGAACACGAGUGGCGUGGACAUCGGCCGGCUCCUGGUGCACGACAAGGACCUGCCCGGCUCCCCCAACUGGCUGGCGCGAUUCACCAUCCUGGAGGGUGACCCGGACGGGGCCUUCGCCAUCCGCACCGACCCCCGCACCAACGACGGCGUCCUCUCCGUGGUGAAGGCCCUGGACCACGAGGGGCGGGACCACUUCGCGCUCACCGUCUCCGUCCAGAACCAGAACCAGCUGCACCCGUCGGCCCCCCAGACCACGCGGGCCCUGGCCAUGGUGCAGGUGCAGGUUCAGGACGUGAACGAGGCACCCUUCUUCCCCAAGAACCCCCGGCUGGCCAGAGUGGCGGAGGGGGCGCCGCCCGGCACCGAGCUCAUCACUUUCAGCGCCAGCGACCCCGACACCCGCCAGCCUCAGGCUCUCAGUUACUCCCUGGCCUACGACCCGGCCGACUGGCUGCUGCUGGACCCGCGCUCCGGGAUGGUGCAGACCAAGCGGGAGCUGCCACGCCGCUCGCCCUUCCUGCAGGGCAGCUGGUACACCGCUGUCAUCCUGGCCAGCGAUAAGGCUGACCCGCCGAGCACGGCCACUGGCACCUUGUCCAUCGAGAUCGUGGAGGUGAACGACCACGGGCCGGCCCUGCUGCCGCUGGCGGGCGUCAUGUGCAGCGAGCCCAGCAAGGGGCGGGGGCUGCUGCUGAGUGCCAUGGACGAGGACCUGCCACCCCACGCCGAGCCCUUCCACUUCCGCCUCAGCCCCGACGCCCCCCAGCUCGCCCACAACUGGAGCCUCAGUCAGCUCAACGCGACCCACGCGGUGCUGGCAGUGUUGGUGCCGGUGCCCGCGGGGCUGCACUCCCUGCCGCUCCUGCUCAGCGACUCCGGGACGCCCCGGCAGGAGCGGGCGCAGCUGCUGAACGUCUCUGUGUGCCCCUGCAACGAGGGGGGCAGCUGCCAGGCCAGCGCGGCGGCUGCCUCCACGGCCGGGGCGGGGCUCAGCUUCGGGGCCCUGAUGAUCAUCCUCAGCAGCGUCAUCCUGCUCCUGUCGCUGGCCCUGCUGGCAGCCGUCCGGGAGCGCUGCCACCGGCGCCCGCGGCACGAGGGGCUGCUGGGGAGCUCGCAGGACGACCUGCGCGACAACAUCCUCAACUACGACGAGCAGGGCGGGGGCGAGGAGGACCAGGGCGCCUACGACAUAAACCAGCUCCGCAAUCCUGACUUCUUCCCCCUACCCUGCCCCCCGGGCAAGCAGCCAAUCCGGAGAGACACUCCCUACAGCUACGCCACCCCGCCCUAUCCACGGAAACUGCCCGCCAGCCCCUCUGACAUCGAAGACUUCAUCAAUGAGGGGCUGGAAGCAGCCGACAGCGACCCCAACAUCCCCCCCUACGACACAGCCCUCAUCUAUGACUGCGAGGGCUCCGGCUCCGUGGCCGGCUCGCUCAGCUCCAUCGUGUCCAGCCUGACGGAUGGCGACCAAGACUACGACUACCUCAGCGAGUGGGGGCCGCGCUUCCGCCGGCUGGCAGACCUGUACGGGCACUAGGGCUGGGGCAGGGAGGGGGACUCAGGGAGCGGG